Molecule: messenger RNA, 441 nt
Organism: Phytophthora infestans T30-4
Lineage: Eukaryota; Oomycota; Peronosporomycetes; Peronosporales; Peronosporaceae
Product: secreted RxLR effector peptide protein, putative
Exons: 1
Coding region: 1-441 (146 amino acids)
Source: RefSeq, a predicted model, not a curated record
AUGCGUCUGAGCCCCAUCUUUAUUGGCGUCGCCGCUGCGAUCACUGCUAGUAGUUGCGCUGUCUCUACUAGCACGUUGACUCAACACUUUUCCGCGGGCCUCCCAGCUUCGGUACAGCCAGUUGAUACAGCCAUCCAAAAGAGUGCGAGGUUCCUGAGAAGUCCUGAAACUGAAGAAGAGGAGAGGGGUAGAUACGACUUUCCUUUCCUGGUGUCUGAAGGUGCAGCCAGAGAGAUGGCCAAACGAAUUUCUGACAACCUGGACUCCACCCUGAUGAGCAGACUUAGCGCAAUCUCUAACGGUAAAACCAUUUUGAAUCGAUGGAGAAAUGAAGGUCUCUCUCUUGCCGAGGUUAAGCCUCUUCUGAAGGAAGCUGGUAAAUGGGGCGAUACCUCCGAACGGGCAGUCUACAAGCUGCUCAAGAGCGAAGGACUCUCGUAG